Messenger RNA from Maniola jurtina (meadow brown), 1594 nucleotides. RefSeq lists its product as uncharacterized. The record is from RefSeq and is a predicted model, not a curated record. Lineage: Eukaryota; Metazoa; Arthropoda; Insecta; Lepidoptera; Nymphalidae. The transcript has 10 exons. Bases 91 to 1572 code for a protein of 493 amino acids.
UGAUACCAUCAAUCAAUCAUCAUUCAAAUCGAAUCACAUAUUUACAUUUAUGAAUUUAACAAAGUAAAAAAUAACGGUUUAAAUUUCCACAUGGAAGGCGGAGACGAUUGCACGUGUAUCAAAAUUGUCGGCCAAUUGGAAGACGUAAAAUGGUCUCUUUCUCCCCGCAAAUAUUGUCCGAGUCGCGGCCCACUAGCGAUAGGUGAUUGGACUCAGAAUCAGCACAUAUGGCUGCACUACGUUGAGAGCGAUGAUGGGUUGCUAGUCGAUGACGAUGUAUUGAGAUCAACUGACAGUCGAUAUUGGUCCAUUCAUGAUGUGCAGCGGUAUUGUCUCGGAGAUCUGCAUUGCGAACAAGUUCUGUUCACUUAUCAGUACCCCAACCUCCGUAUGCCGUCGCUUCUCGGCAGCUAUUUGUGGAGAGCCAAUACAGCACUCAAGUCUCCACCUGCUCUUUAUAUAAGGGAACUGCAUAGAUCAGUUGAACUUACAUUGAAGAAAAUGGAAGUCAAACAAGCGCAAAUGGACCGUCUAAUCAUAUCGGAUCAGUUGAUUAACAUCGACCGAAUGGACUAUUCGAAACGAAAGUCUUUCCUAAAAAUACUUAAUAGUAUUAUCAGUUUUCAGGAUAGUUUGCAGCUGGUCUCGUUAGAAAACCUAUGCUGUAAGCGAUUGGAAGGCAUACAGCUCCUUGAAACGCUGGCCUGCUUCGUCGCGCAAACGUUGAAAUAUUUGUUCCUGUGGCGGUUCGUGCUGCCCAAUGAGAACCCUAUUCUUAUCAACUAUAGCUAUAUCACCGGUAGUGGACAAUACAUUCCUCGGCCGGACAGUCGGCAAUGUUUCCUCCGGUGCCUGGGUGAGCUACGCAACCUGCGUGUUCUUGCUCUAGAGUACGCGUACCUAGCGGAUGGAAGCGGCUAUACUCUCCUCUCUCUCCUACCAGUCAUACGGAGACCACAUUUCCGCUUACAGCUGAUCUGCCGUGAAGACCAGAUCCCUGGGCGGGCUGACGCAGCGCUCGGCGUGGGAGGGCACAACAUCCCCGACACCGCAUGGCGCCGCGUUGCUAUCGCCUGCCCGGAUUUGUAUUUGUUCAUGGCUUUUUAUCGCAUCCAAGAUUACGAUAAUGUCCGGCGUUUUUUGACGCCCAGCAUCCCACUGCGCGAGUCACACCUGCAACUUGGCAUUGAUUUGAAUAUCUCUCAGCGACAAGAUUCUGAUCUCAGCUGUUUCAUACGUCAUCUUGGCUGUCGAUAUGCUGACACGCUUGUAACACUGAGCAUCCAGCAAUGGCGUACAGUGGAAGUGCCCAUGCGUCGUAUUCUGGAACUGAUGCCGCGACUGACCAGAUUCAUGUACACGGGUCGUGUGAGCUCUGCCGAUGUACAUGAUGCCCUGACCAUUGUCUCUUGCGGAGUCUGUGAAAAGUUGAAGCAAAUUAAAAUACAAAUUCAAGAUGAGGAAUCUAAGCGCCAGUAUUGGAAAAAAGAGGUCAACAAGCUGACCGAAGAAUUCGCAGAUAUAAUGGCCCUAUAUGAAAUUGCUUUCAGUAUUAAACUUUACAAAGCAUGAUUUUAUUAAAAUAUAUAACUGA